UUUAUCAUGUACGAAGUAUGUAUGUGUAUUAGUGUGUCUACAUGAGCAUGUAACAUUCAUGGAAAGCUCAUAUAUAAUAAGCCCAAAUCAGAUCACCCCUCUCCAGUCCCACUACAUAUUAAUCAUAUGAUAAUCAUGUGUUUUCUUGACAAAACCCCAAAGUUAUAUUCCUCCUUCAUGGUUUUACUCUCUUUUGCUAUAAUAGCAAUGCAAUUAGGAGCUGUAAGUGCUGGCCAUAGAAAGGUUGUGAGGAUUCUUGAUUUGAUCCCAUCCAAUAACAAUGUCCAACCUUCAACAGGAGAAGUAUCAGUGCAUUGUCAGUCUAAAAACAACGAUUUAGGGGUUUGGAAUAUGACCCAAAAUACCCAGAAAGAAAUCCACUUCCGCCCCAACAUAUGGAAGACUACUCUCUUCUGGUGUGACUUUCGCUGGGGCACAAAGGCACAUGGCAUCAUCGUAUACGACGCCAAUGAUGUUUCGUGCGAUGGGGAAAGGUACUGUAAUUGGAAUGUGAAGACUGAUGGGUUUUACUUUGCCAAAGGGGAGUUUCCUAAAGAAACCGAUUUCACGAAGAAGUCUGAUUGGAGAGGCGCUAGGAAACACCAACGUAGCCACCACCGUGGGCGCGGGCGACACCACUAGAUCAGCGCAUGCGGCGGGUAGCCUAGUGUGCUAUUCUGCAAUGAAUAUAUAUAUAUAUAUAUAUAUAU
This is a messenger RNA of Cuscuta europaea, 710 nucleotides long. The record is from the annotation of a GenBank genome assembly. Lineage: Eukaryota; Viridiplantae; Streptophyta; Magnoliopsida; Solanales; Convolvulaceae.